Molecule: messenger RNA, 315 nt
Organism: Penicillium hordei
Lineage: Eukaryota; Fungi; Ascomycota; Eurotiomycetes; Eurotiales; Aspergillaceae
Exons: 2
Coding region: 1-315 (104 amino acids)
Source: RefSeq, a predicted model, not a curated record
AUGACUCGACGCACCCGCAUACCUUUUUGCAAUAUUUUGCGAGUCCGUGAUCCACCCCCUAGGGUCGAACCAGUCGAACCAGUCGAGCCCAAGAAAUUCAAGACACUCUGGAAGAUCUCCUCAGAAAUAGUGGAAAUUAUCUUCCAGCUUCUUUCCGACCUAGACCGAGCUUGUUUUGCACUGAGCUACAGCGUGGCAUAUGUGUCCUAUCAACAUUGCCUAGGACGUUACUACUUCGUCGCCUUCAAAACGAGCGCUGGGUAUACUGUUCUAGAUGUCAAAAUCUUCACCGGCACUCUAGAUGGCAGUUUCUAA